Gilbertella persicaria is the source of this 2601-nucleotide messenger RNA. Its product is annotated as glycosyl transferase. The coding region runs from base 1 to 2601 and encodes 866 amino acids. The record is from RefSeq and is a predicted model, not a curated record. Gene Ontology annotation, molecular function: pyridoxal phosphate binding; glycogen phosphorylase activity. Lineage: Eukaryota; Fungi; Mucoromycota; Mucoromycetes; Mucorales; Choanephoraceae. The transcript is spliced from 2 exons. Gene Ontology annotation, biological process: glycogen catabolic process. Gene Ontology annotation, cellular component: cytoplasm.
AUGCCUAAACUUACUCGUCGCUUAACGAAUGUUGUUAUUCACGUCGAUAAAGAUGACAAUGUUGAGCCUGUUACCCCCACAAGUGUCCCUUCUCGUGCCUCUAACCGUCAAGAACUGGAUGAACAUGCCAAAGCCGUAUGGAACAAACACAUUCAUCCUGAAAAGAAUGAUGCCGAAUCUAUUGCAAGUGACAUUGUGCACCAUACAAUUACUACCCUUUGUCGUGGUGUCUAUAACGUCGACAAAUCGGCCAUGUAUCAAGCAACUGCACACUCUGUUCGCGACCGUCUCUUAGAAGAUUGGAAUGUUACACAGGAAGCUCUUCACAAAGAGAACCCUAAGCGCUGUUACUAUUUGUCCAUGGAGUUUUUGAUUGGUCGUGCUCUUGAUAAUGCAUUGCAUUGCUUAAAAGUCAAAGACGCUUAUAAAGAUAGUAUCAAAGAUUUGGGAUUCUCACUUGAAGAUCUAUUGGAACAAGAAAGAGAUGCUGCUUUAGGCAAUGGAGGCCUAGGACGUCUUGCUGCUUGUUAUAUGGAUAGUGCAGCUACUCAAGAAAUCCCUACUUGGGGAUACGGUCUUCGCUAUCAAUAUGGUAUCUUCAAGCAAAUCAUUAAAGAUGGGCAUCAAACAGAAAUGCCUGAUUACUGGUUGAACUUUGACAAUCCUUGGGAGUUUCCUCGUACUGAUAUCCGUUAUGAAGUUCGCUUUUAUGGCUAUGUUGCUACCAAGAUGAACGAGAAAGGGGAAUCGCGUAUGUCUUGGGAAGGUGGCGAUCGAGUCCAAGCAAUGGCUUAUGAUGUUCCUAUUCCUGGAUUUGAUACUAAGGUGUGUGGUAAUAUCCGUCUUUGGUCUUCCAAGCCCUUGAACACCUUUGAUUUUGAUUCUUUUAAUGCUGGUGAUUACGAACGAUCUGUUGCAGAACAAACAAAUGCUCAAAAUCUGACCUCUGUCUUGUAUCCUAACGAUAAUCAUCUUGUUGGUAAAGAGCUUCGAUUAAAGCAAGAGUAUUUCUUUGUCAGUGCUUCUUUGCAAGAUAUCAUUCAUCGUUUUAAACGUGCUGGACGUCCUUGGAAAGACUUUCCUGACAUGGUGGCUGUUCAAAUGAACGAUACUCAUCCUGUUCUAGGUAUUCCAGAACUUAUGCGACUCUUGAUUGAUGUCGAGGGUUUGGAAUAUGAUGAUGCUUGGGACAUUGUCACAAAGACGUUUGCCUUUACAAACCAUACUGUCCUUCCUGAAGCUCUUGAACGCUGGUCUGUUCCUAUGAUGGAAAAGGUGCUUCCUCGUCAUAUGCAACUUAUUUAUGAUAUCAAUUUGUUCUUUUUGCAAAAAGUGGAAAGAGACUUUUCUCCUGAUCGUGAACUUUUGAAGCGCAUGUCUAUUAUUGAAGAAAGUUCUCCUCAACAAGUUCGUAUGGCUUAUUUGGCCGUAGUAGGCUCUCAUACUGUAAAUGGUGUUGCUGCUCUUCAUUCUGACUUGAUCAAAAAAGAUUUGUUUAAUGACUUUGUAAAGUACUAUGGCCCAGAAAAGUUUAUCAACAUUACAAACGGUAUCACACCUCGACGUUGGUUGUAUCAAGCUAACCCUGGACUUCGUGAUUUGAUUACCAAAGCUCUUGGUUCAGAAGAAUGGGCCACUCAAUUGGAUCUUCUCCAGGGUUUAAAAAAGCAUGCAGAUGACAAAGAUUUCCAACGAUCCUGGGCUAAUGUCAAGUUUGAGAACAAGAAGCGUUUGGCUGACUGGAUCAAGCUCCAUAUGGGAGUCAGUGUGGAUCCUCAUGCUCUUUUUGAUAUUCAAGUGAAGCGAAUUCAUGAAUAUAAGCGUCAAUAUAUGAAUAUCUUAAGCGUCAUUUAUAGAUACAAGAGUCUUAAAAGAAUGGCACCUGAAGACGUUGCUGCUCAAACACCCCACGUAGUUAUCUUUGGAGGAAAAGCUGCUCCUGGUUAUUAUAUUGCUAAACUUGUUAUCAAGUUAAUCAACAGUGCUGCUGAGGUGAUCAACAAUGACCCUGAUGUUCAGGGCAAACUCAAAGUGGUCUUUAUUCCCGAUUACAAUGUUUCUCUUGCUGAAAUCAUUAUUCCUGCUUCUGAUAUCUCUCAACAUAUCUCCACUGCUGGCACUGAGGCAUCUGGUACCUCCAACAUGAAAUUUGUUCUAAAUGGCGGUUUAAUUUUGGGCACUGUAGAUGGUGCCAAUAUUGAGAUUGGUGAACAAAUUGGCAAAGAAAACAUCUUCUUUUUCGGUGCACUUGCUGAUGAAGUCGAGGAUCUUCGCCACAAUCAAAGAUACCAUGGUGUUCUUAUGGACCCUAGCUUGCAGGUAGUAAUUGAUGCUAUACAGAAUGGUGAAUUUGGUGAUCCUUCUGUCUUUGGUCCUCUUAUCAACACAUUGACUUAUGGUGGUGAUUAUUAUUUGAUUUCUGUUGAUUUCAAGUCUUAUCUUCAAAAGCAUACUGAAGUUGAUGAAGUCUAUCGAGACAGAGCUACAUGGACUAAAAAAUCUAUUAUGUGUACUGCAGGCAUGGGCUUCUUUUCUUCAGAUAGAGCCAUUCAUGAAUAUGCUGAGAAGAUUUGGAAAUUGAAGCCUUUUAAGAUUCAAUAA